Aspergillus homomorphus CBS 101889 is the source of this 1194-nucleotide messenger RNA. RefSeq names its product amid-like NADH oxidoreductase. NCBI's taxonomy places the organism in Eukaryota, Fungi, Ascomycota, Eurotiomycetes, Eurotiales, Aspergillaceae. The coding region runs from base 1 to 1194 and encodes 397 amino acids. The record is from RefSeq and is a predicted model, not a curated record. The transcript is spliced from 7 exons. Gene Ontology annotation, molecular function: electron-transferring-flavoprotein dehydrogenase activity; flavin adenine dinucleotide binding. Gene Ontology annotation, cellular component: cytoplasm.
AUGGCUGCCUCAACGCUAAAGAAUGUCAUUGUGGUUGGCGGAUCGUACGUCGGAAGGGGAGCUGCGGAGGAGCUGGCGCGGGUGAUCCCCAGCACGCACAGAGUGUUGUUGAUCGAACCCCACAGCCACUUUCACCAUCUUUUCGCCUUCCCCCGAUUCGCCGUUCUUCCCGGCCACGAACAUAAAGCGUUCAUUCCCUACACCCGCCUCUUUUCCUCUUCACCCAAUUCGACCCAACACGCCGUCGUGCAGGCUCGCGUUCUCUCCGUCCAACCACAGCAUAUCAACCUCGACCGGGCCUGGCAGGGCCAGAGCCAGAUUCCCUACGAGUACCUCGUCGUCGCAACAGGCACCCGUCUCGCCGAACCUGCCGCCAUGCGCGACGAAGACAAGGUAUCAUCCGUACAGUAUCUGCAAAAUCACCAAUCAGACGUGAAGAGAGCCAAGUCCGUCGUGAUUGUUGGUGGUGGCGCCGUGGGCGUACAGAUGGCCACAGACAUGAAGGAGUUAUACCCAGAGAAGGAGAUCACGGUGGUGCAGUCGCGCGACCAGCUCAUGCCUCAAUUCCACCGGGGCCUUCACGAGAUUGUGAAGAAGCGCUUCGACGAGCUGGGAAUCAAAACCAUAACCGGCGCCCGCAUUGUGGUCCCAGCCUCAGGCUUCCCCAACAACGGCACGCCCUUCACCGUGCAACUCAACAACGGCACCGAACUCACCACCGAUUUUGUCAUCCUAGCCACCGGCCAGAAACCCAACAACGACCUGCUUCGCUCUCUCCCAGCCUCGUCCCCAGACUCCCUCAUCAACCCCGACAACGGCUUCAUCCGCAUUCGCCCGACGAUGCAGUUCCAGGACCCCCAGUACCCGCAUCUAUUCGCCGUGGGCGAUAUCGCCGACACGGGGUUGCGCAAGGCCGCACGCCCCGGUGGUGGCCAGGCCGCUGCGGUGGCCCACAACAUCCAGGCGAUGAUCGAGGGGAAGAAGCCCGAGGAGGUGUUUCCGCCGUUCCCGAUGGCAAUCCAUAUCACACUUGGACUGAAAUAUAACAUCGUGUUCCGCAAUCCUAACCCUGCGGAAGGGAAGACAGAGCCGGAGGUCAAGGAGUCAUGGGAUUCGCAGGAAGACAUGGGAGUGGAUCGGUGGUGGAAUCGCCUGGGAUUCCAGGAGAGCGCACCAUCUCAGUACCACUUGUAG